Messenger RNA from Cajanus cajan (pigeon pea), 3268 nucleotides. RefSeq names its product putative triglyceride lipase. Gene Ontology annotation, biological process: lipid metabolic process. The record is from RefSeq and is a predicted model, not a curated record. NCBI's taxonomy places the organism in Eukaryota, Viridiplantae, Streptophyta, Magnoliopsida, Fabales, Fabaceae.
GACAAGUUUUCCAGAACCCACCAGCGUUGCCCGAACUUACCACACUUCUCUGUUCUCGGCCACUAUCAUCCAUUUUCACCCUUUCUUUUCAUCUAAAUUACACAACUUGCCACUACCUUAGUGCCUUUCUUCUUCUUCUUCUUUCUUAUUUCUAUUUCUCCCACUCACUCUCUUCUCGUCUCGCGUAAUGUGAUGUAACCCAAAAUGGCUUCUCUUCAAUUCCGUUACGUUCUCUCUCCUCUCGCGCCCGCGCUUCCGCUAUUUUCCCGCACUUUCCCGCCUCGUUUUCCGGCAAAAUUGCGCGUUUUCUCCGGCGCGCGGAGGAGGCGCGUUCUCGCGAUCUGCUGCGCCUCGAAAACCGGUUCCCAGCUCGAGAGAGUCGCGGUUCCCGAGGACGAUGAACGGCCUCCGUUCGAUAUCAAUCUCGCGGUUAUUCUCGCGGGCUUCGCCUUCGAAGCUUACACCACUCCCCCUGAAAACAUGGGCAGGCGUGAAGUUGAUGCUGCUGGUUGCAAGACAGUCUACCUUUCUGAGGAAUUUGUUCAUGAAAUUUAUGAUGGUCAACUCUUCAUAAAGUUGAAAAAAGGGUUCAACUUUCCUGCCAUGGAUCCAUGGGGAACAAGUGACCCUUAUGUGGUCAUACAGAUGGAUUCUCAGACUGCUAAAAGCAAUAUCAAAUGGGGGACAAAAGAGCCAACAUGGAAUGAGGGGGUUACUUUUAAUAUUAAGCAGCCUCCAAGCCAACCUUUACAGGUUGCAGCUUGGGAUGCAAACCUUGUGACUCCUCACAAACGCAUGGGGAAUGCAGGUGUUGAUCUGGAAUGGCUUUGUGAUGGAGAUGUGCAUGAAAUUCUGGUCGAGUUGGAAGGAAUGGGUGGUGGCGGAAAGGUUCAGCUGGAGGUCAAAUAUAAAACCUAUGAUGAAAUUGAUGAAGAGAAAAGAUGGUGGAAGAUACCUUUUGUUUUAGACUUUCUAAAGAUAAAGGGUUUUGAUUCUGCAUUCAGAAAGGUUAUUGGUUCUGAUUCAGUACAGGCCCGUCAAUUUGUGGAAUAUGCAUUUGGGCAGUUAAAGUCUUUUAACAAUUCAUCUCUUCUGAAGGGUCAGAUGUCUGAUAUUAAUAAUGAUAAGCAUGACACUGAAGCUGCUUCUAUUUUCAAUUUUCCUUCUAACGAAGCUGCUAGUUCUGAAGCCUCUAGUGAAGCCUCUAGUGAAGCCUGCAGUGAACAGAGGAACUCAAAGGAAUUUCACAAACAUGAGAGUGAUGCUGAAAAUGGACAUGCUUCUGAAUCAUCAACAAAAUUUAGUGAGGAAGAGAUGUCAAAUCAAAUUUUUUGGAGGAAUUUUGCUAAUGUUAUUAAUUCUAAUAUUGGUCAAAAGCUAGGUCUUUAUGUGCCUGAGAAAUUUAAGUGGGAUGGAUUGGAGUUUUUAAACAAAAUUGGCUCACAGUCACAAAAUAUGGCUGAAAGCUUUUAUGUUCAAUCUGGACUUGCAAUACCUGAAGGCAAAGAUGAUACAAAUGAUAAAACAAGUGACCAAUCUACCAUUGCUGCAAUUCAGUCUUCACUUCCAGAGGUGAAAAAAGCAACACAGAAUUUGAUGAGGCAGACUGAGUCAAUUUUAGGAGGUUUAAUGCUUUUGACUGCAACAGUUUCCAAAAUAAAAGAUGAAGGGCUUUCUUCAGAAGAGAGGAAAAUUAAAGAAGAUUCUACCAAAGCAGGAGGUGAUGGUAUAGAAUAUACUUCUAGUCAGAAUUUUCCUAGCUCACAAAAUGGAUUAGUGUUAGAUGAUAAAAAAACUGAAGAGAUGAAAGAACUUUUUUCUACUGCUGAAAGUGCCAUGGAGGCUUGGGCAAUGCUGGCCACUUCACUGGGCCAACCUAGUUUUAUUAAGUCUGAGUUUGAAAAAUUAUGUUUCUUAGAUAAUGCAUCCACAGACACACAGGUUGCAAUUUGGCGUGAUUCUGCACGGAGAAGGUUAGUGGUUGCUUUUAGGGGAACAGAACAGUCUCAAUGGAAGGACUUGAGAACUGAUCUAAUGCUUGUGCCAGCCGGGCUAAAUCCUGAAAGGAUAGGUGGAGAUUUCAAGCAAGAGGUUCAAGUUCACAGUGGUUUUCUAAGUGCUUAUGAUUCAGUAAGGACCAGGAUCAUUUCUUUAAUUCGACUUGCAAUUGGUUAUGUAAAUGAUAACUCUGAGCCACUCCACAAAUGGCAUGUUUAUGUGACUGGUCAUAGUUUGGGUGGUGCAUUGGCAACCUUGCUUGCUCUUGAACUUUCAUCUAAUCAAUUAGUGAAGCGUGGAGCAAUUUCUAUUACUAUGUAUAACUUUGGUUCUCCUAGGGUUGGCAACAAAAGAUUUGCAGAAGUUUAUAAUGAGAGAGUUAAAGAUAGCUGGCGAGUUGUGAAUCACAGAGAUAUUAUACCUACCGUUCCUAGGUUAAUGGGUUAUUGUCAUGUAGAGCGACCUGUAUUUCUUGCUGCAGGGGUUUUGAGAAAUUCCCUAGAAAACAAGGAUAUUCUGGGAGAUGGUUAUGAAGGUGAUGUUCUCGGGGAAUCAACACCAGAUGUUAUAGUCAGUGAAUUUUUGAAGGGUGAGAAGGAGCUUAUUGAGAGGUUGUUACAAACUGAAAUAAAUAUAUUCCGCUCAAUCAGAGAUGGAAGUGCUCUGAUGCAGCAUAUGGAGGAUUUCUAUUACAUAACGUUACUAGAGAAUGUAAGAUCAAAUUACCAAGUUGUCUCAAGGUCAGAACAGGAUCAAAACUAUAGCAUAUAAUAAACCAAGGGUCUGCCCUUACAAGGCUGAACAGCAGAAGUCUUCCAUGCUCGACUUGAAGUAUGUUUGAGCAUAUAUUUAUUUGAGGCCACUUUUAUUGCAGCCAAUUCUUUACUGGCAUGCGAGCAAGAUGGCAGCAAUGCAGUAUAUUCAGUAUAGUUUGCAAAUGGAGCUGAAAGGAAUGAUGAGUUGCUGGCGACUGCAAGGAACGAAAAUUCCAAACAAAAUUUAUAGUUUUAGUAUUGUAGUUAUUUGCCUUGUGAUGAUAGAAAUUGAUGUUAUAGCAUGCGUGACGCGUCAAAUAGUCAAAGAUAGACUUGUAGUGUGUCAUGUCCAAUUAUUGUUUUGAACUCGAGCAUUUAUAGUCUCCCAAAAUGUAACAUGCUGUAAAUAUGCUUAUAUCAAGUGUUUUCAUUCUUUUUCUUGGGACUAACAUUUUUAUUGGAUUGUGUUGUAUUCAUUAUAUAAUGUUGAAAGAUUCGGUUAUUGUUGAGAUGAA